AUGCCUCUAUUAAAAUAUUUAAAUAUUCAAUGUCUUAAUGAUGACGGAUAUUCAUAUGAUACAAAUAGAUUAAGUAAUACUCCAUGUGCCAUUCAUUUAAAAGAAUUAAUUAUCGGAGAUUUACAAUGUACAUUUAUGAAUUUCAAAAUAUUUGUAAAACAAAUACCAAAUUUACAAAUUUUAACAAUAUCUACAAGAAAAAAUCGUGAUAUGUUUGAGGCUAAUCUAUGGGAACAUUUAAUAAGAAUUUCAUUACCUCAUUUAAUUACUUUCGAUUUUAAUUUUGGUUGUAUUUAUGAUUGUAUUGAUGAUUGCAUUUAUGGUUGUAUUUAUGGUUGUAUUUAUAAACGUUAUCUAUACAAAUAUAUGUUCGAUGAAUUUUAA
Molecule: messenger RNA, 384 nt
Organism: Adineta steineri
Lineage: Eukaryota; Metazoa; Rotifera; Eurotatoria; Adinetida; Adinetidae
Source: the annotation of a GenBank genome assembly